Messenger RNA from Vitis riparia (riverbank grape), 1794 nucleotides. RefSeq names its product probable disease resistance protein At4g27220. The transcript is spliced from 2 exons. Gene Ontology annotation, molecular function: protein binding; ADP binding. The record is from RefSeq and is a predicted model, not a curated record. NCBI's taxonomy places the organism in Eukaryota, Viridiplantae, Streptophyta, Magnoliopsida, Vitales, Vitaceae. The coding region runs from base 172 to 1794 and encodes 540 amino acids.
CAGAAUGGAAAAAGGCGAAAUCACUCUGAAAAGUUUAUAUAAGCAGCAAGAGCCUCGCCUGAAGCAGCUGAGCAAAGGCGUCCUAGUCUGCCGGUGCAGAGCAUAUACCACAGAGUCGAGGAGUUGAACAGAAAGAAAGAUAUUGUGUGUCUUAUCUUAUCAUAUCCUCCUAUGAAUUCCAUGAACAAAGAGAGACACAAGAACUGGGUUCGGGAUGUUUUGUGGAUGAAUCACAAAGUGAGGGAAUGGAAAAUAUUUUCAAGCAAGAAAAAUAAGGUUUUCGAUUCAGACAUAUUUGAAAUCCAUGCACUGCUGGAUCACAAGUUCGAUGAUAUUGAAGCUUAUGUUCCACCACUGAUCAUUAAGAAGAUGUGUAAGAAAACUUGGCCAGUAACACAGCCUGAUGAAAAAGUACGUAAUUUGGCUGUUAAUUUUGCUACUCGCCAAAUUCUAGAAGAAAUAGAAAAUCCUGAGGUCCUGAGGAUUAGGAUUUCAGGAAGAAAUGGUAUAAGAGUAACAUCAGCAGUGAAAGAUCUACCACAGAUACGGCAAAGGUUUAAUAUCGUGAUUCAGGUUGAUGCCUCAUUAUAUCCGAAUAUCAGAGGUAUUGAAGAGAAUAUCGCAACACAAUUAGGCUUCUCAUUGAACAUACAUAUGUUAAAUAAAUUCUUGAAAACCACAAGCUUCUUAAUCUUUCUGGAUGACAUUAAUGAAAGGAUCGAUCUGUAUGAAGUGGGGAGUGAGUGGUGGAACUCAGAGAACAUUCAAAAAAUAGUUUGCACGACUAGAUCCCAGAAAGUUUGUCAAAGAAUGGCAGUGGAUCGAGAAAUCAGGUUGGAUGAUCAUCUGUUAUCCUGGGAAUUAUUUUGUAGGAAUGUUGGCAACAUUGUGCAUUCUUCAGGUUUCCAACACAGAGCCACAGAUGUGGUUCAAAAGAGUUCUGGCCAUCUACUUGCCGUUGUUCUAAUGGCAAGAGCUUUGAAUAUGGUCUUCAACGUUAGCAACUGGGAACAUGCAUCUUAUUUGCUAAGCUUGCCGCAUAGAUCUCAGAUGGAAGAUAGAGUUUUGUAUAAUGCACUAGCAUUCAUUAUGGGGCGGUGUUCAGGUUCAGCACAUGAAUGUGUAAAAUACUGUGCAUUUUACAUGGAGAGGGAAGGGGCGAACAAAUUAGAUUUGAUUCAGGAGUGGAUCAGACAUGCGUUAAUCAGCACAUUUGAUGAAGGACUAAAGAUGGUUCGAGGCCUUGUCAAUGCCUUCUUGUUAGAGAGUUCUCAGAAUGGAUAUUCCGUCCGAAUGCGAGAUGAAAUCCAUGAGGUGUUAGUAAAUUCACAAUUUCUUUUGCAAGGUGGAAAGGGUCUUGCUAAGGCACCAACAGAUGAGGCAUGGGAGGAAGCCACGGAAAUCCAUUUGAUGAAUAAUAAAUUUUCUGAGCUGCCAAGGGGUCCAAAUUGUCCCCAACUCUCUGCAUUGUUCUUACAAAAGAACCCUUUUUUGCGAGUUAUUCCUCCAUCGUUCUUUCAACGUAUGCCUAUGCUCCAAAUCCUAGACUUGUCCCAUACUAAAAUAAGAUCUUUACCACAAUCUCUUUAUGGGUUGUCGCAACUGCAAAGACUCUUUCUGAGAGGCUGUAAACUCUUCAUGGAGUUGCCACCUGAAGUUGGAGAACUCAGUAAUCUUAAGGUGCUUGAUCUCGAGGGGACUGAAAUCAUAAGGCUACCUAUGGAUGUUGGAAAAUUGACAAAUUUAACCUGCUUGAAAAUGUCAUUUAUGGGGAUAAUGACAACAAAAAGAUAA